AGGUGUAGUUCCUCUCCGGGCGCGGUGUAAACAGAGCGGUCUCUUUAAGUGGGUGUUAAAGCGGAUUAGCGCUGAUCCCGCUCUGAUUCGGGUUCGGCCGUCUGUUCCUCAGUCCGGUUCGGGUUUACGGACGGUCUGGGUUGGGAUGUUCGGUUCUGGUGUUCGGGAGUUUGUGUUGGACCGGUCCCGGUAACAGCUGGACCGGACCGAUCCUGCAGCGCGCGAGAGAGCAACUUUCCCCAGCGCGCGGAUUAUCCGGAGCGAUUCACUCUCCUCACACCGGACCGGACCGAGCCAAGACCGCUGAACCGGACGGGACCGGGGCCAGGAGUCUCUCCGAGGGGAGCAUGGGCUCGCGCGCGGCGGCAGCGGCGGCGGAGUGACAGGGCGAGCUGAAGAUGCAGAAGAGCGUGCGCUACAACGAGGGGCACGCGCUCUACCUGUCGGUGGUCGCGCGCAGAGAGGGGGUGAAGCGCGGGUACCUGAGUAAGAGGGGGGCGGAGAACAGCCGCUGGAGCGAGAAGUUCUGCGCGCUCCACCAGAACCUGCUCUUCUACUUCGAGAACGAGCAGAGCGCGCGACCCACCGGCAUCUACCUGCUGGAGGGGUGCACCUGCGAGCGCGUGCCCGCGCCCAAAGUGUCCGCCGUGGGGAGGGACGCCUCGGACAAGCAGCAGCACUAUUUCCUGGUGAUCUUCGGUCAUGACGGGCAGAAGCCUCUGGAGCUGCGAGCCGAGGAGGAGGCGGACUGCAGCGAGUGGGUGGAAGCCAUUCAGCAGGCCAGUUACUCUGACCUCAUCAUCGAGCGGGAGGUGCUCAUGCAGAAAUACAUUCACCUGGUGCAGAUCCUGGAGACGGAGAAGGUGGCAGCCAAUCAGCUCCGGACUCAGCUGGAGGACCAGGAUACGGAGAUCGAGAGGCUCAAGUCUGAGAUUGUUGUCCUGAAUAAAACAAAGGAGAGGAUGCUUCCGUUUCAGUCCAUUCAGGAUGAGGAAGAUCCUGAUAUAAAGAAAAUCAAAAAGGUGCAGAGCUUCAUGCGUGGUUGGCUCUGUCGGAGAAAGUGGAAGAUAAUCGUGCAGGACUACAUCUGCUCUCCUCACGCCGAGAGCAUGAGGAAGAGGAACCAGAUCGUCUUCAACAUGGUGGAGGCCGAGACCGAGUACGUUCUUCAGCUCUCCAUACUCGUCAACUGCUUCCUGCGGCCGCUCAGGAUGGCGGCCAGUUCCAAAAAACCGCCCAUCAGCCAUGAUGACGUCAGCAGUGUCUUCCUCAACAGUGAGACUAUAAUGUUUCUUCAUGAGAUUUUUCACCAAGGGCUAAAAGCAAGAAUCGCCAACUGGCCAACGUUAGUUUUAGCUGAUCUGUUUGAUAUUUUGCUGCCGAUGUUAAACAUCUACCAAGAGUUUGUGCGGAACCACCAGUACAGCCUGCAGGUUCUAGCUAACUGUAAGCAGAACCGGGACUUUGAUAAGCUGCUGAAGCAGUACGAGUCCAACGCUGCAUGUGAGGGACGGAUGCUGGAGACGUUCCUCACCUACCCCAUGUUCCAGAUUCCUCGAUACAUCAUCACUCUGCAUGAGCUUCUCGCGCACACGCCCCACGAACACGUCGAGCGCAAGAGUCUGGAAUUCGCCAAAUCCAAACUGGAGGAGCUCUCCAAGAUGAUGCACGACGAGGUGAGCGACACGGAGAACAUCCGUAAGAAUCUGGCGAUCGAGCGAAUGAUCGUGGAGGGCUGCGACAUCCUGCUGGAUACCAGCCAGACCUUCGUACGACAAGGCUCUCUGAUCCAGCUGCCGUCGGCGGAGAAGGGGAAGCUCAGUAAGGUGAGGCUGGGUUCUCUCUCUCUGAGGAAAGAGGGGGAGCGGCAGUGCUUCCUCUUCACCAAACACCUCCUCAUCUGCACCCGAACCUCCGGCGGGAAACUGCACCUGCUCAAACAGGGAGGAACUCUGUCUCUGAUAGAAUGCACUCUGAUUGAAGAAUUGGAUGCCAAUGAUGAGGACUAUAACGCUGCAGGUCAGGGCUUCAGUCAUCUGGAGUUUAAGGUGGUGGUGGAGCCGCCGGACGGUUCGUCCUUCUCGGUGGUGCUGCUCGCUCCAUCUCGCCAGGAGAAAGCAGCCUGGACCAGCGACAUCAGCCAGUGUAUCGAUAAUAUCCGCUGUAACGGCCUGAUGACCAGCGUGUUCGAGGAGAACUCCAAAGUCACCGUUCCUCACAUGCUCAAGUCAGACGUGCGGCUGCAUAAAGAUGACGUGGAUAUCUGCUUCAGUAAGACUCUGAACUCCUGUAAGGUUCCUCAGAUACGUUACGCCAGCGUGGAGCGUCUGCUGGAGCGCCUGACCGACCUGCGCUUCCUCUCCAUCGACUUCCUCAACACCUUCCUGCACACCUACCGCAUCUUCACCACCGCCGCCGUCGUCAUGGACAAGCUGGCCGACAUCUACAAGAAGCCCUUCACCUCCAUCCCCGUCAGGUCUCUGGAGCUCUUCUUCGCCACUAACCAGGGCCCUUGGGGCAGCGAGCACCUGAACAACAAGUCCCCGCGACUCUCGCGCAAGUUCAGCUCUCCGCCGCCGCUCUCCAUCCCCUCGCGCACCUCCUCACCUGUGCACUCGCGCAAGCUCUCGCUCAGCUCCCCGGUGGGGGGCGGGAAGACCGGUGCUCUGGACCUGUCGGCCGGAGCCUCGUCCUCCGCCGCCAGCAGCCCCACCUCCCCCUACAACCCCGCCCUCACCUCCCCCCCGCCCACCUGCACCCGGGCCCCGCUGGACCUCAGCCGCGGCCCCACCUCACCUGAGCUGCCCCCAACCACCCCGGAGGAGGGCGGAGACCUGCCGCGGAUCGACGCCUUCUGCGGGAAACUGAGGAGGAGCAUCCGCCGGGCUGUUUUAGAAUCUGUAUCGUUGGACAAGUUCAUCCCAGAGACGCCCACGUCCACCGAGCCGGGAGACAUGUCCCCCUGCCGCUCGCCGUCCACCCCCCGACACAUCCGCUACAGACCACCCGGAGGUCAGUCUGCAGAGGGCUCUCGCUGUGCCAUGUCCCCUGCCUCCGCCUUCGCCAUCGCCACUGCUGCAGCCGGACACAGCGGCCCACAAGGUUUUACCAACCCGGAGAAAUCCUACGAUAAAGAGUUCCUGAUCCGCAGAGCCGCGACCAACAGGGUCCUGAACGUCCUGCGACACUGGGUCUCCAAACACUCACAGGAUUUCGAUAUGAACGGUGAUCUGAAGGCCGGGGUGUUCACUCUGCUGGAGGAGGUGCUGAGAGAUCCUGAUCUGCUUCCUCAGGAGAGGAAAGCUACAGGAAACAUACUAAGUGCUCUUUCUCAGGAGGAACCGGACGACUCCCAGCUGAAAAUAGAAGAUAUUCUGCAGAUGGCUGAAUACCCAAAAUCGGAGUGUUUUGAGUCGCUGUCGGCGAUGGAGCUGGCCGAGCAGAUCACUUUACUGGAUCACAUCGUGUUCAGGAGUAUUCCUUACGAGGAGUUUCUCGGUCAGGGCUGGAUGAAAGUGGACAAGAAUGAGAAAACUCCGUAUAUCAUGAAGACCAGUCAGCACUUCAACGACAUGAGUAAUCUGGUGGCGUGUCAGAUUAUGACGCAUGCGGAUGUGGGCUCCCGGGCGAGCUCUAUAGAGAAGUGGUUGGCUGUAGCUGAUAUCUGCCGCUGCCUCAACAAUUAUAACGGAGUUCUGGAGAUCACCUCCGCCCUCAACCGCAGCCCCGUCUACAGACUGAAGAAGACCUGGGCCAAAGUCUGCAAACAGACUAAAGCUUUAAUGGACCGGCUGCAGAAGAUCGUGUCGUCUGAAGGAAGAUUUAAGAACUUGAGGGAAACCCUGAAAAACUGUAAUCCUCCGUGUGUACCGUAUCUGGGGAUGUAUCUAACAGAUCUGGCUUUUAUUGAAGAGGGAACGCCCAACUUCACCGAGGAGGGGCUGGUUAAUUUCUCUAAAAUGAGGAUGAUUUCUCACAUCAUCAGAGAGAUACGGCAGUUCCAGCAGACUCCAUACAGGAUAGAACACCAGGCUAAGGUGACCCAGUUCCUGUUGGACAAAACCUUCAUUAUGGAUGAGGACACUCUGUACGAACUCUCCCUGAAGCUCGAACCAAGAUUACCCGCUGCCAACUGACCACGGACUACUGACCACCGUCUACUGACCACAGACUACUGACCACCGACUACUGACCACCGACUACUGAGCACUGUCUACUGACCACUAAUUUCUGACCACCAACUACUGACCAUCGACUACUGACCACCGACUACUGACCACCGUCUACUGACCACCGUCUACUGACCACCAACUACUGACCACCAACUACUCAACACUGUAUACUGACCACUGUCCUCUGACCACCGACUACUGACCACUGAUUACUGACCACUGUCUACUAAACACUGUCUAGUGACCACUGACUUCUGACCACCGACUACUGACCACUGAUUACUGACCACCAACUACGGACCACCAAGUACUGAACCUCGACUACUGACCACUGUCUACUAAACACCAACUACUGACCACUGAUUUCUGACCACUGACUACUGACCACCAACUACUGACCACUGACUUCUGACCACUGACUUCUGACCACUGACUACUGACCACCAACUACUGACCACUGAUUACUGGCCACUGAUUACUGACCACCACUACUGACCACUGUAUAAUGACUACCGCCUACUGACCACUGACAAUUGGCUUGUGACCACUGUCUACUGACCACUGUCUACUGACCACUGUCUACUGACCACUGUAUACUGUAUAAUGACUACCGUCUACUGAUCACUGACAACUGGCUACUGACCACCAACUUCUGAACACUGUCUAGUGACCACUGUAUACUGAUCAACGACUACUGAUUACUGACUACUGUCUACUGACCACCAACUACUGACCACUGAUUACUGACUACUGACAACUAACCACAAAAUUCCAACAAACAAUGACCUAUGUCUACUGACCAUUGAUUACUGUCUACUGUCUACUGACCACAACUACUGACCCCUGUCUGCUGGCCACCGUUACGAUGGAGCACUGCUGCUGCACCAGUGCUGGACAGUAUCAUACAGUGUAUGAUUAUUUCUGUGUAGAUUUGCCCCCAGUGUGCCAGUGAACAGUGAUGCCAGCGUGGGCAUGAUGUAUGAAGUGGGCAUUAAUGGGGCAGAGCACCAUCACUCCAGACCCAACACAGCUUUUUAUACCUGCAUUAAUGCAACGACGUCAUUACGCCAAUAUUCCUCAGCUUUUACACUGUUCACACUGAUCAUCCACACUAAUAUUAGAGCCAGAAUAUAGAAAUAAAAUAGAAAUGAUUCUGUUUAUCUGAUUAGUACGAAUAUUAUGUUGUUUAAGUUAAAUAGUUUUUCUGUUUAUUCACAUUAAUCCAACACUCAGGUCAUGAAGUGCCUUUAUCUGAAUGCAAAAUAAAAACAGGACUGAUCAUUUUUAACUAAGAGCGAAUUAGAGUCGUAUUUUAGGAUCAUAUCAAUAAAAAUGCCUGAUCUUCAUAAAGAGGAUCAUAUUUCAGCGUUAUUGUUGAAGCUGGCGUUUCUCUCUCUGUCUGUGUUUAAUGGCCGAGUAAGUGUUCAGUGUGGGGGGUUACUAAAACUGUCUGAGACGAUCUUUAGGAUUAAAUAGUCAGCUGUGUAAAAAACGAAGAGAGCACUUCAAUUUCUGAAUCAGUUUCUCUGAUUUUGCUAUUUAUAGGUUUAUGUUUGAGUAAAAUGAACAUUGUUGUUUUAUUCUAUAAACUACAGACAACAUUUCUCCCAAAUUACAAAUAAAAAUAUUCUCAUUUAGAGCAUUUAUUUACAGAAAAUGAGAAAUGUCUGAAAUAACAAAAAAAAAAAAGAUGCAGAGCUUUCAGACCUCAAAUAAUGCAAAGAAAACAACAAGUUCAUUUUCAUAAAGUUUUAAGAGUUCAGAAAUAAUCAAUAUGUGGUGGAAUAAUCCUGGUGGUUUUUAAUCACAGUUUUUUUCAUGCAUCUUGGCAUCAUGUUCUCCUCCACCAGUCUUACACACUGCUUUUGGAUAACUUUAUGCUGCUUUACUCCUGGUGUAAAAAUUCAAGCAGUUCAGUUUGGUGGUUUGAUGGUUUGUGAUCAUCCAUCUUCCUCUUGAUUAUAUUCCAGAGGUUUUCAAUUUGGUAAAAUCAAAGAAAUCCAUCAUUUUUAAGUGCUCUUUUAUUUUUUUACAGAGCUGUAUCCGGCACCUUUAUCUCCUCUGAAUUCUUGAAUCUUAAAUACAAAUUUCACAUAUCUUAAAAUUGAAUGCAAUUUUUAUUGCAUUGCUUGUUUACCUGAUUUCAGCAAUGGGAAAUAAUUGAGUAUGAACUGUUUUUGGUGACGGACUUAAAAUUUCAGCUUUCGUUUAGCAUGUCUGUUUAUGUUUAUACAGUUGUUUGAUAGUUUUGCGCAUGUUGUUUUAAUAGCAUGUAUUUUUACUUUAAUUUAAUUUCGUUUUGCUUCUUUGUUUAGAAAUACUGAAUUAUUGUAAAUUAUUAUUACGAAAGCUCUUCCUGAUCAUUAAAACAAUCGUAGCAAACUCUUAUUUUUGCUGAAGGUACAGAAAACUGUGUAAAUAAAGUUUACUGUAUAAUUUGAGAAAAAAAGGAAUAUUAUCUCUGGCAAUACUUCAGGUUUUGUAGAGUUACAGAGCUCCAAAUUCAUUUUUAAAGUAUUUUUGGAUCAUAUGUUUUACACUUAUUUUACUGUAAAGGUUUCUUUCUUUUUGGUAGAAAUUUAAAUAGAUUUUGAUUUAUACGAAUAUUUAGUCAUUAGUUCAGUUUAGUAUAUUUUAUUUAUUGAUGUAUUUAUUUGUUUGUCUGAAUUUUAGCAUGUCCUGCUUGUUGCUUCUGUUUUUGUACAGUGCUGCAGACAAUGGAGGUGCCUAAUAGAGUCCAAGUCUUCACUUUUAUACCUGUUAUUAUAACAGUUUAUCGGAUUUCUGAUUUUCCAUAGGCAUCAAUUAAUAUGUACAUGAAAUGUAUUUACAGAUUAGACAUUGUAUGUGUAAUAAAUGAUCUUCUAUUAUUACUAUU
Messenger RNA from Astyanax mexicanus (Mexican tetra), 7050 nucleotides. RefSeq names its product Ras protein-specific guanine nucleotide-releasing factor 2a (gene rasgrf2a). The record is from RefSeq and is a predicted model, not a curated record. Gene Ontology annotation, molecular function: protein binding; guanyl-nucleotide exchange factor activity. Gene Ontology annotation, biological process: positive regulation of GTPase activity; Ras protein signal transduction. Gene Ontology annotation, cellular component: plasma membrane. NCBI's taxonomy places the organism in Eukaryota, Metazoa, Chordata, Actinopteri, Characiformes, Acestrorhamphidae.